UGCUGUCAAACGUCCCAACCUGUUACACAUUCUACAACGUGUCGUGUAUUCCAGAAGGUACAACGUUUAGCUGUUUUUUUUUUGCCAUAUGUUAACAUGCACAUCACACGUUCUUGGCGUAGUUAAUAUUGCCAUUAAAUCUUGGUGGGGAAAGUUUGGUUUAUCCGUAUAGGGCAGGCAUAAAGAAAAUUGUACAUGCGUGAAUCUUCAGAGUUUUGGAAAAACUGGGAAAUAGUUUCAAUUUGGAAAAGAAAAACAAUUCUAUUUGCCAUAUGUUGGCAUGCUUCUCACACAUUCUUGAUAUAGUUAAUACUGCAAUUAAAUUUCAGUGGGGAAAGUUUGGUUUAUCCGAAUAGAGCAGGCAUAAAGAAUUUUCUUUUUUCAAGAGGGAAACAAAAAAAAAGGAGGAAAUAAAUAAGAAUUAUGAUCGCCUUUUUAGAACGUAUGCUAUUUGCUGCAGAAGUCACAAGCGUUAGAUCCAGGGUUAAGAGUACGAAAAGGGGCUACUGAUGCAAGAUUCGCUCCAUGUAAGGGAAUCCAAGACAGUCUUGAAUUCUGGAUUCCACGUCGUGGAUUCCGGAUUCCAGGUACUGAAUUCCAAAUUGCUUAUAAAUGGAAAACAAUGGCUAACGGGAUUCCGUAUUCCUUGCGCUGAAUUACGGAUACCAAGCCACGGAUUCCGGAUUCCGCAUUCCGCAAGCAAAAAUUUUUAAGAGCUCGGAAUCCGGAUUUCCUUAUAUACGCGAUAAGAUAAUGGGGAAAAGAAUGACAUACAGGAUUGCUUACCUCCGGCUCCUCCACAACAACUGGGCGACUGGUUGAUUGACUUUGAUUACCUUCUAUGGUAGAGCGGUUGUCAGAAAAACGCGGGGUCGGGGCGGGGGUCGGGGUCUAUCUUUUUUUUUUUUUUUUAAAGAAUGCUGCUUUAGGAUUAAAAUCAAACCCGAACCCGAACCCGAACCCGAACCCGGGGCCGCCGGCCCCGGCCCCGAUCCUGAUCCUGAUCCCGAUCUCGACCCCGCGUUUUAUUGAUAACCUAAUAAAUCACUUUAGUGCGUAUGUUGUGCUUUCCCAAUGUAUGUGGGUCAUUUGAUGUUCUCCAGAGAAUUGAUGCUUUGUCUUGUCAUAAAUUACUAGUACAUAUGACCGAGGAUAAGUUAAGUUCAAUUUAGAAGGAAACAGCUCUUAUAGAGUAACUUCACGUGACCAACAUCAAGGAAACAAAACUAAAAAGCUAUAAGGAGGUCUAUUGUUUCUGUGUCAACGAUAUUUUUUAUGUCCUGGUUUCUCGCGAAUUUCUUGAUACUCGAUUCAACAAAGCACCAGUGCGCAAGAGUGCAUUGGAAAGGAAAUAGUUGUGCUUCCUUGCGCCUUUUUGCCUUUACCUACGGUAAGCAAGAACUGAGGCAUAUGCCUUCAAAUUUCUCUUGCGCUCUUCCCUUAUCAGGUUGCGUUUCGUGUGUCCUUCGCCCCUGCAAGACACACCCAUUUUUUGUACAGGUGAAAAAUAUAAGGUUAUGACAAUUUCCGCGCGGUUUCGUUUUCGUAAAGUUUGGCAAAAGUUGAAGUGUAUUGUAUAUAUGAAUAGCUUUUGAAACCAACUUAUUCGUGAAAGCCCACAGAAAACGGAGAAUACCACAUUUAAUUAAGACCUUGCAAGCCAAACGUUUAUUUUUCUUCAUAUUUUAGGCGUCAAAAUUGCCCUGUUUUUCUUCCAUACAAAUACUUUAGAAACUCUGCUAAUCAAGCCAAAAUUGAAAGGUGACAGUGAUCUUUUUUGCACCAGAGAACAGCUGACAUUAUUGCUUCGUUGUCUGUUUCUAAUAUUUUUAUUUUUUUCUUGCAAAAAGAUUACAAAGGGUCCCUGACAGAAAUAUGGAGGAUCGACAAUCUUACAAGUUUGAAGACUUUGAAAACCUUUAUAGAAAAAGGGACCCAACCAAGUGUAACGAAGAUGAAGACGAGCAAACAUUUCACAACUAUCAACGAUGUAUCUCCAGAAGGGCGUCGAGAUCGAGCAUUUUUUCUUUGCCCUUUCACUGAGGAAUACGAGUUUCACGUCUCGUGCAACGGCUCCUGUGAAUGGUCAGUCAAGGAAACAGAGAAUUCAAGUGCUGCAAUUGCUGCUGGUAUAUCUCUUCAGCCCAUGGGCAACGAUGAGAUGAAUUCGUAA
Porites evermanni is the source of this 2173-nucleotide messenger RNA. The record is from the annotation of a GenBank genome assembly. NCBI's taxonomy places the organism in Eukaryota, Metazoa, Cnidaria, Anthozoa, Scleractinia, Poritidae.